CCUAAAACUACAACUCCCUUGACUCCAUAGCCUUGAGCCAUGGGUAGUCCAAGAGUGCCAAACGGCCUUGAUUCUCCAGAGGAGAGAGAGAUGCGCCCUUGGAGUAGAGAUGCGCACACGCCUCCAAGGCGCCUCCUUCGCCUUCCUCCCUUUCCUCGUCUUCCCAGGGAUGAGUAAGAGGGAGAGGAAGGUGUGGAGGAGGCAGGGAGAAGGCAGCAGAAGGUCCUUGGCCAAGGGGCCUUCCUCCUCCUCCUCCUCCUCCUCCUCCUCCUCCUGCCAGCCUUGGCGACCUUGGCUCCUUUGGAGAGAAGGGGCGUGCGCCCUGCCUUGGAGAGAGAAAGUUGCUUUUCGUGAUUGUGCACUUCCUGUUCAGACGCCUCUCCUCCUCGAUUGCGAAGGCACACAAACACGCCACACACUCACACCCUGCUCUGGCUCUGCUCCAGUCCCUUCCCUCUCCCUUUUCCUCCCCCCUCCUCCUCCUCCUUUUUGGGCAGAUCAGCAGCUGUCAGAAGCGUCUCCUUGCAAAGAGGAACCCGACCCAAGGCUGCCAGAGCUCUUUCUCUCUUUCUCCUCCCUCUUUUUCAGCACCCGCCUUGGCUAGGAGUCUUGUUUUGCAGCACGAAGAGGAAACCAGAUUUUCAAGUAGAAUUGCAUCUCUUUUGCUCUCAGUUCCUGCUCCUGCCUGGCAAGAGAAGGAGAUGGUCUUGGGCAUCUGACCAAAGCCAGAGAGAGAAAGUGAGUGGCACUGCAUGGCUGAGAGGUCUUUGCACUAUUGAUUCCCUUCUCUGCCUCUUUCCCUUUUACCUCCCAUGCGCCUUUUCCUUUUAGCUCCCAUGCACCUUUUGACUUCCUCCUUUCUGGCAGCCUGAGAUGCCCACCUGGCAACUUUGCCAAUCGCUCAGCAGCUGGGGCUCUUUCUGACAGAGCAAAGGAUUCCCUCCAACCUCAGUGUCCCAAAGAUUGCCAGGACUGGUACUCCUCCUUCUAGACCAUGGAUGGAACAAGCUUCUUGCACCUUUACACCAACCUAUUCCUUGCCAACUUCAGCGGUGCUCAUCAAACUUUCACCUUCUGCUGACAUCUCUCCUCUUUUUUUCCCUCUGGUUGACCUGAGGCUCUGCAAAAAGAAACAAAACCCAGCAGUUUAAAAGAUACCCAGAAGGGUUUUGCAUCCAAGACAACCUUGCUGGACAGGUUCCAUUUGCUCCUCCUUGGAUCACAGAAUUGGUCUGGUGGGUUUGGAUUGAACUGGCAUUAAAGAAAUGGGAAGCACUGCCAUGGACACCAAGAAGAAGAAAGAUGCCUCUUCCAGCUGCAGCAGCAAGAAAAGCUCCGGCCAGAAGAAGCGCUUGUUGCGAGUCCACAUCCCGGAUCUCAGCUCAUUCGCCAUGCCCUUCCUGGACGGAGAUGUGGACAAUUCAGAGAAACAUGCCUCACGAAAGGCAGAAGACAACUACACCACAGGCAGCCCUUCCAAAGGACUUUUCUCAAAGGGGCUCCAGAACCGGCCUUCCAGCCCAGCCUCUGCUCCGGUCAAAUCUAAGCAUAGCCCAGGUUCACCCAAAACAGUGUUCCCCUUCCCGUACCAGGAGUCCCCACCUCGCUCCCCGCGCCGCAUGAGCUUCAGCGGCAUCUUCCGCUCCUCCUCCAAGGACUCUUCCUCCCCGGGCUCCAACCCAUCUACCUCCCCUGGCGGGAUCAAGUUCUUCUCCAGAUCAAGAAAAACCUCUGGCCUCUCCUCUUCUCCAUCAACCCCAACGCAAGUGACCAAACAGCCAACAUUUCCUCUGGAAUCCUACAAACAUGAACCCGAAAGGCUAGAAACACGGAUCUACACGCCUUCCUCUCCUCCGGACACUGGCCAGAGGCUCGGUCUGCCUCCCGGACAAAGUGUGGCCAAGUUCCCAACCCCAGUGUCCACUCCCUGUGCUACCUCAAAAGCAAGAUGCGCCUACAUUUUGCUCUGCAUGCUGAGAAGUCUAGACACUUGA
Messenger RNA from Anolis sagrei ordinatus, 1994 nucleotides. The record is from RefSeq and is a predicted model, not a curated record. NCBI's taxonomy places the organism in Eukaryota, Metazoa, Chordata, Lepidosauria, Squamata, Anolidae.